AUGGCUGCCUCUGAUGGUUUCAUCCCUAAGGAGAUCAUCGCGAUACCCCCGAAUGAUAUUAAAUCUGUCAAGAAGCGCAUUCUUGUGACGGGGGGAGGUGGGUUCAUCGGAUCUCAUAUGGUCGACUUCUUGAUGCAACUUGGCCACGAAGUGAUAUGCAUGGACAACUUCUUUUGUGGAGACAAGGCUAACAUCGCUCGAUGGUUAUCCAACCCAAGGUUCGAGCUCAUCAGGCACGACGUCACCCAAGAGAUACUCCUAGAGGUCGACCAGAUCUACCAUUUGGCGUGCCCGGCUUCUCCUGUCCAUUAUCAACACAAUGCCAUCAAGACGCUGAAGACUAACGUUAUCGGCACGCUGAAUAUGUGUGGUAUCGCCAAGAGGACAGGGGCACGUCUGCUUUUAGCAAGCACCAGCGAGGUGUAUGGCGAUCCCGAGGAGCACCCUCAGAAGGAGACUUAUUUUGGCAACGUGAACUGCAUCGGGACAAGGAGCUGUUACGAUGAAGGCAAGAGAGCAGCAGAGGCACUGUGUAUGGACUACCAUCGACAGCAUGGUGUUGAUGUCCGUAUCGCACGGAUCUUCAACACCUACGGCCCGAGAAUGAUGUUCCACGACGGUCGAGUUGUGUCUAAUUUCCUCGUACAAGCACUCCGUGGUGACAAGAUAACUGUCUAUGGUGACGGCACUCAAACAAGGAGCUUCUGUUUCGUGUCCGAUCUCGUCCUGGGGUUAUACCGACUAAUGGAAUGCGAGACAACGAUUGGGCCUGUGAAUCUGGGUAAUCAGAGUGAGUUCACCGUGGGUGAGCUGGCUAACAUGGUCAGAGAACUAGCGGCUACUACCGCGGAUAAACAUGAGUUGGAGAUAGAGUAUCGAACCCUACCUCAAGAUGACCCAAGAAGGCGACAACCGGAUAUCACGCGAGCUCAAAAGCACUUGAACGGAUGGGAGGCUAGGAUAACUUUAAAGGAGGGACUGAAGGCCACAUACAGGGAUUUCAAGACACGAGCUGAAGCUGAUGAAUCGGUGACGUUCGGAGUGUGGGACUGA
Perkinsus marinus ATCC 50983 is the source of this 1053-nucleotide messenger RNA. RefSeq names its product UDP-glucuronic acid decarboxylase, putative. Lineage: Eukaryota; Perkinsozoa; Perkinsida; Perkinsidae. Gene Ontology annotation, cellular component: cytoplasm. Gene Ontology annotation, molecular function: NAD+ binding; UDP-glucuronate decarboxylase activity. The transcript is spliced from 10 exons. Bases 1 to 1053 code for a protein of 350 amino acids. The record is from RefSeq and is a predicted model, not a curated record. Gene Ontology annotation, biological process: D-xylose metabolic process.